Vitis riparia (riverbank grape) is the source of this 1661-nucleotide messenger RNA. RefSeq lists its product as uncharacterized. The record is from RefSeq and is a predicted model, not a curated record. NCBI's taxonomy places the organism in Eukaryota, Viridiplantae, Streptophyta, Magnoliopsida, Vitales, Vitaceae. The transcript has 3 exons. The coding region runs from base 240 to 1661 and encodes 473 amino acids.
UAACAAGUUUCUAUCAAGCAUAUCAUGUUCUAAAAAGGUUUGAUUCUGCAGAUGAUAUCCCAGUUGCAGUGCUCUUUAAUGAGAAGGCUGCGUUGCCUAGCUUGGAGCUAUUAAACAUCUCAGGAAUGGAUAAUGUGAAAAAGAUAUGGCACAACCAACUUCCUUAAGAUUCCUUCACCAAACUAAAAGAUGUGAAGGUGGCAUCCUGUGGACAACUGUUGAAUAUUUUUCCAUCCAGUAUGUUGAAAAGGUUACAGAGUCUACAGUUUCUGAAAACAGCGGAUUGUAGUUCAUUAGAAGAGGUUUUUGAUAUGGAAGGGAUAAAUGUGAAGGAAGCUGUAGCAGUCACUCAGUUGAGUAAAUUGAUUCUACAAUUUCUGCCAAAGGUUAAGCAGAUAUGGAAUAAGGAACCCCACAGAAUUCUCACUUUUCAAAACUUAAAAUCAGUAAUGAUUGAUCAAUGUCAGCGUUUGAAAAACCUUUUUCCAGCAUCUUUAGUCAGAGAUCUAGUGCAACUUCAGGAACUGCAAGUGUGGUCUUGUGGGAUAGAGGUAAUUGUCGCAAAGGACAAUGGAGUCGAGACAACAGCUAAGUUUGUAUUCCCUAAAGUAACCUCACUCAGGCUCUCCCAUCUACAUCAACUUAGGAGUUUCUACCCAGGGGCACAUACUUCACAGUGGCCAUUGUUGAAAGAACUGAAGGUGCGUGAGUGCCCUGAAGUCAAUUUAUUUGCAUUUGAAACUCCAACAUUCCAACAAAUACAUCAUAUGGGAAAUCUUGAUAUGCUGAUUCACCAGCCCCUUUUCUUGGUGCAACAGGUUGCAUUCCCUAACUUGGAGGAAUUAACAUUGGAUUACAACAACGCGACAGAAAUAUGGCAAGAACAAUUUCCAGUUAAUUCCUUUUGCAGACUAAGAGUUCUGAAUGUAUGUGAAUAUGGAGAUGUUUUGGUUGUCAUUCUUUCCUUUAUGCUUCAAAGAUUACAUAAUCUGGAAAAACUUAACGGGAAAAGAUGUAGUUCAGUCAAAGAGAUAUUCCAACUUGAAGGACAUGAUGAGGAAAAUCAAGCCAAGAUGCUUGGACGGUUAAGAGAAAUAUGGUUGCGUGAUCUUCCAGGGCUGACCCAUUUAUGGAAGGAAAACUCCAAACCAGGCCUUGAUUUGCAAAGUCUGGAGAGUCUUGAAGUGUGGAAUUGUGACAGUUUGAUAAAUUUGACACCAUGCUCGGUAUCUUUCCAAAAUCUAGAUACUCUAGACGUGUGGUCUUGUGGCAGUCUGAGAAGUUUGAUAUCACCCUUGGUAGCUAAAAGUCUGGUAAAACUCAAAAAACUCAAAAUGGGUGGAUCACAUAUGAUGGAAGUAGUAGUUGAAAAUGAAGGAGGGGAAGGAGCAGAUGAGAUUGUUUUCUGCAAAUUACAACACAUGGUACUUCUGUGUUUGCCAAACCUCACAAGCUUCAGUUCAGGUGGUUAUAUAUUCUCAUUCCCAUCCUUGGAGCAUAUGGUGGUGGAAGAAUGCCCCAAGAUGAAAAUUUUCUCUUCAGGCCCCAUAACUACACCAAGGCUAGAAAGAGUAGAAGUGGCAGAUGAUGAGUGGCACUGGCAGGAUGAUCUAAAUACCACCAUCCAUAAUUUGUUUAUGAGGACGCAUGGUAUGUACUGA